Molecule: messenger RNA, 1019 nt
Organism: Centruroides sculpturatus (bark scorpion)
Lineage: Eukaryota; Metazoa; Arthropoda; Arachnida; Scorpiones; Buthidae
Product: X-ray repair cross-complementing protein 5-like
Exons: 4
Coding region: 225-707 (160 amino acids)
Biological process (GO): telomere maintenance; cellular response to gamma radiation; cellular response to X-ray
Cellular component (GO): Ku70:Ku80 complex
Molecular function (GO): telomeric repeat DNA binding; double-stranded DNA binding
Source: RefSeq, a predicted model, not a curated record
UAUUACAUUAGUCAGAAAUGGAUACAGUUCUACGUCAGUGAGGCUAUGCUACGCGUCGUCCUCUAAAACUUUUAAUAAACGCAUCGUAAUCAGUUUUUAAACUCAUAUUUCUAAGUAAAAUCAUACUUUUGCACUUAAAUAUCGUGCUUAUUUCUAUUAUACAUUAUUUGAAAUUUUAACUACGUCUUUUGAAAUUCUGGUCAAAAGAGGGCAUUCCAAUCGUCAUGGCGGCAAAUAAGGAAGCAAUUGUUAUUGUUUUAGACAUAGGGCCUUCUAUGUGCAAAGGUUCUGAUUCUCCAUUUCAAAAUGCUAAAGCUUGCAUUGGGAUGAUUUUACAAAGAAAGAUUUUUUCUGAAUCAAAAGAUAAUAUUGCAUUAGUUCUUUGUGGAACUUCAGAAACAGAUAAUCAGCUUGCACGGGCAAACAAAAAUGAAUACCUCAAUAUAAGUGUUCAGUACAAUUUACAAACGGCUUCCUGGGAUCUGCUACAAUAUAUUCAAAACAUUGAAGGCACUUCCAUAACGGCAGAUUAUAUUGAUGCAUUAGUAGUUGCUAUGGAUAUUCUGGCUGAACAAACGAAAAAUCAAAAGUUUGCCUCUCAGCGGAUAUUGAUAUUCUCAAACUUUGGAGAAGAUGCAUCCAAUGAUCAAAUUGAUGUAAUAAUUAAAGGAAUUAGAAAUUCAAAUAUGCAACUGAAUAUCAUGUAAGAAAAUUUUUAAUGAAUAAUAUAUGUUGCAGUUAAUGAUGUAUUAAAAAAAUCACAUGAAUGGCCAGUCAUUUAGAUUUGCACAUUAUAUUGGGUAAUGACAGGGAUGUCCAUCUAUUCAUGUCAUUAUCCAAUAUCAUGUGUCACUGCCCUAGCAGACAAUAUUCACAAUAUUUAGAACAACAAUGCUUUAGUGCAGCUUGAGUGAAAUAACAAUGAGGUGAAUAGUCACUGUAGCCAUCAUACUCGAUGAAAUGUACAGUCAAAUUAAACUACACACAAAAUACCACAAAAACCAGUAAAAGGAAUAAAA